This is a messenger RNA of Alternaria postmessia, 1470 nucleotides long. RefSeq lists its product as uncharacterized. Lineage: Eukaryota; Fungi; Ascomycota; Dothideomycetes; Pleosporales; Pleosporaceae. The transcript has a single exon. The coding region runs from base 1 to 1470 and encodes 489 amino acids. The record is from RefSeq and is a predicted model, not a curated record.
AUGACGGCUCUAACUGGCUUCUUCUCACAACAGCUUCUGCUGUUCGAAGACUGUGCGCAGCGCACUGAUACGGCAAUCGUACGUCUGGCAAGGACAAACAACUACACUGCCGCAGGGGGGAUUCUAGGGCCGGGAACCGGAGGAAAUUGGAUGUUGUGGGCAGAAUAUGCACCAAUGGUGGCUGCUACGACUGUUGGUCUUAUCCAGCCCAUAGAAGACUUUACCAACGUCUUCGCCCGUGGAUGCGACAGUGGUAACUGCACAUUUCCGUCCAGUGACGGAGCAUCGUUCUCAACAGUAGCAAUAAGCCACAUAUGCGAAGAUAUCAGCGGACUCAUUCGGCAGUACACUAACUACUCACAUACAAGCACGGUGCUGACAACACCUGAGGGAGCACCAACCCGUCUUAAUUACUCGGACCAUCGUAAUUACUCAGACUUCUCCGUCAUGACAACAUCAACUCACGCCACUAAAUAUCGUGGCCACGACCUUUUCCCGUUGCACACCAUCACUUUACUAUUCAGAGAACGUUUUGCCUCAAACGAUUCCAGGGCUGUCAACUGUACCCUUUUUCCCACGGUUAACACGUACAGCGUCAAAGUUGCAAAUACGCGCCUGGAAGAGACGUUGUUGGAAAGUAUUCCGCUUGACUUCGACUAUCCUGAUAUAACUACGAAUUUAGCUGGUGGUGAAGAAGAGGGACUAGAAUGGCGACCUAAUUUGUUUGCGUUGGCAACUGACUACACCAUGCGAGAUGGCAUCAAGGAGCCGUGUGCUGGCUCCGCGGAUCCCGCACCCGAACUUGUCAAGCACUACAAAGUCAAGACAGAAGAGUGGGACGAAGAGGGAAAAAUCCACAGAACAAGCACACAGUGGUAUUACCCCAAAGACUGCCUGUGGACCAUGAGCCAACCGGCGGCUUGGGGAUUGCGAAGGCACUUUGACACUAUGUUCCACGAGCAGAUUCUCAAGUCUAAUGGACUUUCGCUUAUUGAGGGAAACGCAUACUUGCGCGCAUUGUGGCGACAGGACCCGGAGGGGAGAGAGAACAUGACGGGUCCGCCAAUAAAGGGUCAGACGUCCAUUGCAUCUAUAGACGAAUCUUUCAGAAACAUGACGCGCGCCAUGACGGCUUUCAUACGGACCCACGGCGCAGAAGGAGAAGAGGGAUGGGCGAGAGGCUACAUGUGGGCAAACACGACUUGUGUGUACGUGAGAUGGGAGUGGAUCGCAUUCCCCGUCGUUAUGAUCGCCCUCACAGGACUGUUUUUACUGCUUGUCAUCAUCGACAACUGGAAGGUUGAGAGUGAUAGACUGUGGAAGAGCUCGGUACUUGCGACACUGUUCUGCGAGGUGGACGUAGAGCGCGAUCGGCCGAAAGGAAAGGAAGAGAUGAGUGAGAUCGCGAAGAGCACGGGUGUUAGUCUUGAGGGGAAGAGUGGGAGACUGAGAAUGGUGGUGCGGGAGUAG